This is a messenger RNA of Bacillus rossius redtenbacheri, 11194 nucleotides long. RefSeq names its product E3 SUMO-protein ligase RanBP2 (gene Nup358). The record is from RefSeq and is a predicted model, not a curated record. Bases 149 to 8824 code for a protein of 2891 amino acids. The transcript is spliced from 33 exons. Gene Ontology annotation, cellular component: cytoplasm; nuclear pore. NCBI's taxonomy places the organism in Eukaryota, Metazoa, Arthropoda, Insecta, Phasmatodea, Bacillidae. Gene Ontology annotation, biological process: intracellular transport. Gene Ontology annotation, molecular function: protein binding; GTPase activator activity.
UGCUUGGAUCGUUCGUUGUUAUAUUAAUAUUGCAUUGCAUUGCUAUUUCAAGACGUGUAGUUUUAACGGAUUUUGUCAUAUGAGUUUUAGAGUGGUAAUAUGUGGAUUUUUUGGUAAACUUAGGAUCUUAUGAGUUUUUAAGUUGAAGAUGUUUCGUUCUAAAUUGGACGUUGAUAAACACGUGCAAGAAGUAUUCCGGAAAUUACGAAAUGAAAAUGAGAGGAACCUGCGCAGCUACAACAUCGCCAAGCUGUACUACGGGGUGGGGGCGUACGAGAUCGCCCGGCGCUACGUGUCGAGCUACCUGUCGGUGCGGGACAACUCCCCCGAGGGGCACAAGCUGCUGGCCCAGGUGUACGAGAAGCUGGGCGUGAAGGAGCGCGCCCUGGCCGAGUUCAAGAGCUCGCUGGAGCUGGACAGCAAGCAGCCGGAGCUCGUGCUAAGGGUGUGCGAGCUGCUGGUGGAGAUGGACAUGCCCAUCGACAAGGAGGGGGCCCGGUACUGGUGCGAGCGAGCCGAGACCCUCUACCCGCACCACCCCGUAGUGUUCAAGCUGAAGGAGCACCUGUUUGCCGCCCGCGGCGACAGCGACUCGUCGGAGCUGGAGGCUCUCAUAGCUGCGGAGCUGACCUCCCGGCCGCGGGACGUGAACCUGCGCGUGCGGCUGCUGAGGCUGUACCUGGACACGGGGCGGGCGGCGCUGGCCUACCAGCAGGCGGUCGACGUGGAGGCCCAGGGCCUGUUCGCGAGCGAGCAGGCGUGGUACGACUGCCUGGUGGACGUCCUGCAGGCGUACGAGGGCUGCGCGGAGGCGGUGAAGGACUGGCAGCUGCGCAUGCACCUGGUGUGGGCGCUGGAGCGGCGAGCCUGGCUGUGCCUGCAGGAGCAGCUUCCCGGCUCGCGCAUGCAGCUGGUGGACUGCGUGCAGGCGCUCUUCAGGCUGGACCAGCAGCUGGAGGAGGCAACGCACCAGGUGGCCCCGCCCAGCGAGCGGGAGCUGUACAAGCAGUUCCUGGGACACGCGAGGGCGCAGCUCUGCCUGCACCUGGCCACCUUCGUCUGCAAGAGGACCAGCAAGGUACUGCAGGCCAGUGCCCCGCGCUUUCAAUCUUAUGAGCUGGGCAACUGGAAGGACGCGUGCAGCCUGGCGUCCCCGCUGCUGCUGCUGGCCGGGGCCCCUCCCCUCGACGUGCACGCCCUCUGGCUGCACGCCCUGCCCGAGGCGCGCAGGCGGGCGGCCGAGCGCUGGAGCCUGGAGGCCGCCUUCCGCUGCAGCCAGGCCGGUCACGUUAUAUUGAGUAUGACCAAUGACAAUGUUUCACGAUUCCUGGAAAAAGUGAACCAGUUUUGCUCUGGCAACUGGAGGGAGAGAGUUUUCAAGAGGAUAUUCUUGUCGCGCGACCACCAGCAGGCCAUGGGCACCUCGCACUUCAUGAAGCACCAGUGGUUCGCGUCGGUGCCGUCGCAGGUGCCCACCCGCACCCUCCUGCGGCCGUACGACGAGCGGAGCCAGAGGCUGCACCCCGCCUGCCUGCACUACCUGGUGUGGCUGGGGCUGCAGGACUCCUCGCACGGCAGGAAGGGGGCCGUGCUCCGCCCGGGCCCGGACUUCUCCUGCCACGUGUUCGCCAGGCUGCCGCUGGGCUGCGCCAACGAGCGCGACGCGUCGCCGAACACGCUGUGCCAGCUCGACGUGGACGCAUUCCUCUACGCGGCCGUGUUCUGCUCGGCGGCCAUAUUGGAGGAGCAGCAGGCUACGGGGCUGCACAGCUCUGACCGGCCUGUCGUGCUGCCUGCCUGCAUCAUGCCGCAGCUCUGCAGCGCGGAGCAGGCCAAGUGGUGGACCACGGCCUACAAGCUGUACACCCAGGAGCUGUUCUCGGGAGACGCCCGGCAGAUUGUGAAGCGAGGCAUCGAGACCAUCAGGGUGUGCGGGAACCACGGGCUCGACAAGCGCCUCAUCGUGGAGCUGGCCAGGAUAUUUGCUGAUCGGGCCACGUGCCUGUCCGCGCAGACGGACGGCAACGCGGAUGUGUCCGCCAUCGAGGAGCGGGCUGCUCUCUACUGGAAUGCAGCCCUCCCCAUGUUGGAAAGACUGCAGCGCAACCAAAGUGUCCGGGCCCCGUAUUGCUCCUUGUUCGAGUACCGAGGGAAGGAGCCGAGCGUGGCGGAGGUGAACACGCUGGUGGAGGAGGGACGGCUCUUCCUCGCCUGCAGCCUCAUGAAGCAGGACAAGCUGGAGGAGGCCCUGGAGGCGUUCCAGCAGCUCAAGAGCCCGUACGCCACCUUCUACCAGGCGUCCAUCUACCGCCGCCUGGCCGCCCAUGAGCUGAACGGCUGCCGGCCGGACGAGAUCACCAGCGAGAUGCGCUCGCGCCACGUCGUGCUGCUGGUGAAGGCGCGCGAUGCCCUCUACCUCACGUACGAUCGCCUGCGCAGCCCCGGCACGGACCCUAAGCACGCCCUGAACGCCCAGCUGUCGGCGCUCAUUCACGACGUGGAGAGCGAGCUGGGCAGCAUCGAUCCUGAGAUGUCCAACGACAUUCGCAAUGACAUGGAUAGAUACUCGGAGGAAAGUGGUCCGUCCCUGCCGUCUGUUGCUGAGAACCUUAACAUCUUUCAAAACUCCCCCGCGAACUGGCAGAAUUCGUCGUCGUUUCUCAACAUGACGCCCAGGAUGCGCACCAGCUUCGGGCGGCAAGGGUCGGCCCCGCACAGAAGUGCUGCCAACAGACUGAACGACACAGACAUGGCCACCGAUCACAUUCCACACCGGACGGAGGCCCGACCAAGCCCGGAGCGACUGGACGCGCAGAUCAGACACAUGCUGCACAGCCGUGACGCGGUCGUGCAGAGCGUGCUGGAGAAGACCCGGCUGGUGAUGGAGAGCAACCAGGCCAUUGUGCAGCAGCUCAGGGAGAACACCCGCUGCAUGGAGGACCUGAAGAGAGAAGUACUUGAAGUAAAGAAGGAGCUACAAGACUUCAAAAAGGACAUGAAAACUCGUAAAAGCACAUAUUCAUCGCAUCUCAAUGCAGAUCUUGGUCAGGUUGAAAAUGACGAAGGGCUUUACGUUUUUGAUGAUGAAGAGUACGCAGAAGACAUGGUGGUGGGUGGUAGGCAGUACCGAUCCUUCCACACGCCCCAUCCCACCUACCCCGUGAUGUUCCCUCCGGCCGAGGCACAGCCACCCUUGAUCUCCACGUUGUUCCCGCGCAUGGAGCCUCACCUGGUGUACCCCGCCCCGCCAAUGUCGAACCCGGGCGGCUACUACAGCACGUCUGCCCUGCCCUUCUCCGAGGGCCAGCAGCUGCCGGACUUCCGCGGGGGCCCGCCACCCGCGCCCCCCGCGUUCAUCCAGCCCAAGCUGGUCCCCGCGGCUCCCGUCAACGUGGUGAUCACCUCUUCCGACACGCUGCCCACGUCCGUGCCCGCGGUCCAGCCGACCCUGAGCGUGACCAUCCCGCCACAGCAUCGCUCGUCCUCCUUCCCGGCCCCGCACGCCUUCCAGAUCUCGCUGCCCGCCCAGACCCUGCCCCCGCAGCCCUCGGUGCUGACCAAGGAGCCGGCCGUCCCUCCCUCCAAGGAGCAGCUGCUGUCCAACGUGCCCUCGCCCACGUACUCGGCGGUGUCCCCGAGCAAGGAGCAGCAGAGCCAGCCCCGGGGCCGGUCCGAGUCGGAGGACGACGAGGCGGAGCAGGAGCACGACCCCAGCUUCGAGCCCGUCAUCCCGCUGCCCGCGGAGGUGGAGCUGUCUACCGGCGAGGAGGGCGAGACCCUGGUGUUCCAGACCCGCGCCAAGCUCUUCAGGUUUGUGGAGAAGGAGUGGAAGGAAAGGGGAGUUGGACAGUUAAAGCUGCUCUUCAACGCAGCCACAAAGAAGGGGCGGUUGCUGAUGCGUCGAGAGCAAGUGCUGAAAGUGUGUGCCAACCACCACGUCACUCCGGACAUUCAGCUCAUGAUCAUGAACGAUCGUACCUGGAUUUGGGCUGCCAACGACUUUGCCGAUGAGGAGAUGCGGCUGGAGAAGUUUUGUGCACGCUUCAAGACUGAGGAGGAGGCUGGUAAAUUCAAGAAUGCUUUUGAAAAGUUGAAGGGAAUGGUUGUAGUCACUCCAGUGAAAUCUAAAGAAUCUAAAGAAGACAGGAGCUCACCAGUCAAGGUACCUGGGAAGAAAUUGCCCAUCAGUGACAAUGGCAGUAAUAAUGACGUAGUCACUUCAGGUGGUCAAACAACAGCUAAUACUUCAAAGCCAAUUUUAAAUCCACCCAGAUUUACUGUUAAGCCAAUUUUAACUCCGGCCAAGUUUUCUGUCGGUGGGUUCAGUUUCACCUCUGCUCCAAAUUUCAAAUCUGAGAAUAAAACUGAUGAUUCCAAGACUUCUUCUAAAGCUAAAGAAACUAAUGUAGAACCUGAGAAGAAGAACCCACUAUCAGGUUUUACUUUCUUUUCUGCUCCUAAAUCCUCUCUGAACGCUGCAGCUGCUUCUCAGUCAGAUGAGAACAAGAAUGUUUCUGCUGAGCCAAACACACAGGAGGGCAAUGUCCCUGGUUUACCGCCCGUGUUGAAGGUGCCCGAGGCAUGUGUGAAUUUCAGUAGUCUUGCCCAGCAAGCCAGCGAGUCCAGCCAGUUUGGGUUUAAGAGAGACAACAGCUUCCCAGGAUGGCAGCAGAGUGGCUGUGUCCCGGUGUUCGGUGGGGCAGCUUCUACGCCGGCCAAGGACGAUGAACGCGUGGAGGACUUCGUCCCCACUGCGGAGUUCCAGCCGGUGGUGCCCCUCCCUGAGCUGGUGGAAGUGAAGACCGGGGAGGAGCAACAGGAAGCCCUCUACCAGCAGAGGGCCAAGCUCCUCCGCUUUGACCCGGAGACGAAGCAGUGGAAGGAGCGCGGCAUCGGCCAAAUGAAGUUGCUGCGUGAUCCGACGACCGGUCGCAUCCGACUGCUGAUGAGGCGGGAGCAGGUGCUGAAGGUGUGCUGCAACCACCACCUGACCAAAGAAAUGAAGUUCAACUCCCUGUCAACAUCGGACAGAGCUUGGACGUGGUAUGCCCAGGAUUAUUCCGAGGGAGAGCUACAGGCUGAACUGUUGGCCAUCAAGUUCAAGACUGUCGAACAAGCUCGAGAUUUCAAGGCAGUUAUUGACAGGUUGCAGUCUGAAAUGGAAUCUGCGCAAGUAAACGAGUCCAUUUAUUCUGACAUUGACUCUUCAUCUGACUUUGACUCCUCGCUGCUCGCCAGCCCACAGCAAGAUGGGCCGUCUAGAUCGUCGUCUGUCUGGACUUGCGAGUGUCUUUUUCCCAAUUCUGAGAACUCCAAGCAGUGUCGCUCUUGCAAGAAAAAGAGGCCUCCGCAACACAAAAGCGAUGUGUUUCCAUCUUUCAGCAACAGCGAAGGCAAACUAUCAGAAAUAUGCAGGCCCAAGGAAGGCUCCUGGAACUGCGACGCCUGCUACCUCAACAACGAUGCGGACAGGCUUCGCUGUGUGGCCUGCAUGGCCCCGAAGCCCGAAACCACGAACCCGUCAGAUGAUAGCAAGCUUGCCGAUUUGUUGAAAGCCAAGAAUGGAUCGUGGUGUUGUGAUUCUUGCGCUUUGUUGAACGACGUUGGGAAAACUAAGUGCAUAGCUUGUGACAGCAAGAAGCCGGUUGCCGGAGCCGAGAAGCCGGAGCCGGUCAAGCCCCUGUGGGAGGCGUUCAAGCCGAGCGCCGAUACUUGGGAGUGCAAGAUGUGCUACGUCAGGAACAACAACACGUUGGCCACGUGUAUGUCUUGCGAGUCACCCAACCCCAACGCUUCAGCAUCGACCAACUCCAACGCUCCGUCUUCGGCCCAGCAGUCGAGCUCGUUCAAGUUCUCGGUGUCCUCGCAGAGCUCGCAGAGUUCCGGUUUUAACCUCGACUCCGUGUUCGGCACCGGCGAAGUCCGCAGUGCCCCCAAUGUUGAAUACACGUUUGGCAUCAAACCAGACGUGAAGACGAGCAACAGUGCACCGCUGCCUUCCUUCUCGUCGCUCACUUCACUCGGGAGUGAUGCAUCGUCUGACAAACCAUUCAUGUUCGGUACCAGAUCAGAGAUUCCUAGUUUCCAGUUUGGCGUCAAGACUUCUGAAGCUCAGAAAGCGGUGCCAGAUCCGAGCUUCACUUUUGGAAGCGAGGGGAAAUUCAACUUCAACUUCAGUGGGGUGCGCCCCAAGUCUCCCACGAAGUCUCCCAAGUCUCCCAAGUCUCCCAAGUCUCCUGGAGGGGGCGCUGGCCUGUCUGCCGGCGAGGACGGGAGCAGCAGCGAGGUGGAGGACGAAGGAGAGCACAUAUACUUCCAGCCGGUGAUACCGCUCCCUGACAAGGUGCCCCUGGUGACGGGGGAGGAGCACGAGACGGCCGUCUUCUGCCACAGGGCCAAGCUGUUCCGCUUCGGCGACGGCGAGUGGAAGGACCGCGGCGUGGGGGACUUCAAGGUGCUCCGGCACAACGCCUCCGGGAAGGUCAGGUUGGUGAUGCGGAGGGAUCAGGUUCUGAAGUUGUGCCUGAACCACUACCUCACCCCGGAGCUGAAGUUCAGUGUGAAGGACGAGAAGUCGUGGAUGUGGUGCGCCCCGGACUUCUCGGAGGGGCACCUGACCAACGAGCAGUUCGCCGUCCGCUUCAAGACCAAAGAGAUUGCGCAAGAGUUCAGAGAGGUCGUCCGCAAGACUCAGGCUGCUGCCGGGGACGAAGCCAGGGCCUCGGAGCCGGCCGAGCCAGAGGAGGCCGCGGGGAACGGUGGCGAUGGCAGCAAGGUCGUGUCCAGCUUCAGCUUCAAGGUCGUCGAUCCCAACUGCUCCGCGGUGGACUGUCAACACGGGGCGAGCGGGACCACAGGCACGGGCCCUGUCGGAUCACUCUUCGGGAACAUCGGCACGGCUGCUGGGCCGACGCCUCCUGAUGACGACGAGGUGCAGGUCGUGGGGGAAGUGCAGGCGACGGUCGAGGAGCAGCGGGAGGCCCGGCGCCUCAUGCUGCCGCCCAACUUCUACCUGUACCGCCGCCAGCCGUCCUGCCCCGGCUGCCGCGGCUGCGAGCGCGACCCCGACCACGAGGAGACUUCAGACAAGCAGCCCAAAGACUUGAGCGAUGGCAUUGUUCGCACUUCGGCUGCAUCCAAGUCUAGCGGCACCGUUUCGACCACCGUUACGGCUUCCAGCGCGCCAUCUACGACGUUCACGUCUGUGUUCGGCACGACCACUUCCUCCCACUCCAUCUUCAGCGGAGCGCAGACCGGGGUCGCAGUCGCGGAACGUCAGACCGAACCCGCAGCCCAGCCCGCCUCGCUGUUCGGGAACAUCAGCACCUUCAUGUUCGGUGGCAACGCCAAGCCCCAGGCCUCCGCAGCUCCCGUGUUCGGGGCCGUCGCGCAGCCGGCCCCCACCACCACCACCAGCCUCGUCUUCGGUGGGUCGUCCGGCUCCGCCGCCUCGACCUUCACCUUCUCCACCUCCCCCCUGCUCGCCCCGGCCCCCGCGAGCGUCUUCGGCGGGGCGGCGGCCAGCGGGAAGCCCUCGGACCGGCCGGCGACCCUCCCCACGUUCAGCAUUCCCGUCCUGAGCCAGAGCAAGGCCCAGGAGCCGACUGGCGAGGCCGCAGGCUGCAACGGGACGGGCGGAGUGCCGUUCUGCUCCGACAGCGGCCUGACCUUCGCCUCCCUGGCCAAGGCGCAGACCGACAGCUUUGCAGCAGGGGCCAAGCAGCAGAACUUCCCGUGGGAAGGAGCCGGUGCGAAGGUGUUUGGAGGGGCUCCCGGCUCGAAGAAGACCGACGCAGGCGAAGGGAGCGGCGAGGAGGAAGAGGGGGGCGACGUGGACGCACAGCACGACCCCCAGUUCGAGCCGAUCAUCGCGCUGCCCGACACGAUCGAAGUGCGCACGGGCGAAGAGGAGGAGGAGAGAGUGUUCUGCCAGCGGGCCAAGCUGUUCAGAUUCGAGAAAGACGACAAGGAGUGGAAAGAGCGUGGCGUGGGCGAGUUGAAGAUACUGCGUCACCCGACGAACAACACCUUCAGGCUGCUCAUGCGUCGCGAGCAGGUGUACAAAGUGGUGUGCAAUCAUCUGAUAACUGCGGAUAUUGAGCUGAAGCCCAUGAACUACUCUGAGAAGGCCCUGUGUUGGGGUGCACUCAACUAUGCAGAUGAAGCAGAACCUCAGCUCGAGAAUUUGGCUGCCCGCUUCAAGUCCAACGAGAUAGGGCAGGAGUUCAAAAAGAAAUUUGAAGAGUGCAGAGCUGAAGUCAACAAAUUGCGGUUAUCUAAAAGCAAGUGUGAUGAAGACUCCAGCAAAGAGCGAGUGUUGUAUGAGCGUCGCCCCACGCUUCCUUCCAACUCGGUGCUGCACCAGGACAGGAGAGCCGGCGACGGCAGAGAAGGUGACGAAGACGAGGAUGAAGAUGACGACGAUGACGACGAGGACGAAGAUGACUUUGAUUCGGGAAUCCUGUUUGAGAAGGACGACAUGGUGUUGCUGAGGAAGGAUAAUGGACAGGCGGUGGAGGUUGGCGUGGCCCACAUCACCAUCACAUACGACGAGGAUAAUCAAUUGGGCCACAUCUAUGCCCUGCACGAUGAUUUGGACCAUCCCAUCUUCGACAUCUGCAUCGAUGACAACUGCACUGUUACGGUGGAUGGGAGCGUUGUCGAGUGGACGGGUCUCGACACUAACGCAGGUCACGAGGGCUUCUCCACCUUCUCCACGGACAUGUCGAGCGUCACGGAUGCCGAGGAUUUCAGGAGUGCCGUGGAGCAUUGCAAGACGCAGCCGAACCAGGACUAUUACGAUACUGAUGCUGACGAUGUCUGAACCAGCUCCCGUGUGCUGCUCCGAGUUGUUACUGAUAAAGACUGAGAUGAGAGACUCGUUCAAUAUAAUAGGCAUUUCCUAUUAUUUAUUGUUUUGUACCUAUAAAACCUACAGCUUGUUAUCUUUAGUCUGUGCUGUCAUCCUCUGGAAUGUUUGCCUACAAAAUUAGUUAUCAUGUUCAGGUUUAAUGGUGAAUAUGUCUUUCUUGAGAUGAUGUUGCUUAAAUUUGGCUGUAAACUAUAUAAUAGUUGAGGAUAAUUCGAGAUAAAUACAUUGUACCAUUUGCCGUGCUAAUUAUAAAUAGAACCUGUUUAUGGCUGUACUGUGUAUCAUCACACUGAAAUGUUAUUUAUUUAGUGCAUUUCUUUGCUUUUGGUUUAUACUAUGGUGUAAGAUGGAUUUGUGAAUCUGUUACUGAUUGUAAUCCACUGGAACCCCUUGAAUCAAAAAAAAAAUUUACCAACGUAGAAUUUAGUCAUAUUUUAGGUUUAUUAACAGCUAAUGCACCAGGAAUGUUAUAUACAGUCAGCCUGGAGGCACAAGGUAUUUAUGUAUUUGUUAUUAUUGCCAUAUUUACCCACUCAAGUGUCGCCCCUGUGUAUGGCUCGCAUCUGCGAUUUUGGGCCAAAAAAAAACUUAACAUUUUCACUGAAAGGAUUGUACCUUAUAGCUCUAGUAGAAUAAGAGUGAAAUUUAUAUGGUCCAUAUUUCAUCUUAUAGUGGUGUUUAACACGGCAUGGUUUGUGUCUCCCCCUUUUCAUCUAUUUUUUUCCCAUAGCCUUCCCCAAAAGAGGAAAGAUGGGCAGGCAUGCUGUUCUAAUUUUUUUUUUUUUCUUUUCCUGUUCCUCCUAUAAACAAAGAAAGCCCUUUUAAGCAGUUUUAUCAUGAAAUUUUGCAGUAGAAAGUGUGGGAGAUCUCACGUCAAAAACAAUGUUUGAAUACAGUUGCGUCUCAAAAACCUGUCACGGUAGACUUCAUGGUUGUGUACGAUGUCGGUUCAAGAAGAUUUAACGACAAUUAGAGAGGGAGGGAGAACAGUGACCACAAGCACACGGUAUCUCUUAACACUCUUGCUGGAUUAUUUUUAGAUUUCCCCCUCCCUCUUGUCUAGCGCCAGCGUGGAGGCAGAGAGCCGCGUCACUUAACAGCAGACACCGCUAAGUGAUGCAGUUCGUCAUGUUUUACACGCACUGCUGAGCUAUUUUAAUCAAAACCAUUUAUACUUGCUUGUAAAAUAUUUAUUAAAAUCACAGACUAGUUAUUUACGCACAUAUUUGACCACACAGUGCAAUGAUAAAUUUUUACACCCAAAAUGAUAAAAAUUUGCUAAAGGGUCACAGUACAUAGUAUUAAACAAAAAAAUCUGCAUAAAAUGUACGGUACACCAUAGUACUUGAUUGAGGGACAGCGCAACCUUGGAUAAGUUAAGUCUGUAUAGAAUAAGAAAAUUGUCUUGACUUUCAAUUGGUCUAGUGGUAUCAUUUUCCAGCCUUUGUUCAAUGUUUAUUAUCUCACGUCACGCUAUGUAAAUUUCUUUAGGCUUCCGACAACGGUUACAUCAUUUUCUAGGUCCUCUAGCGAAUGUUUCAGUACGUAGUCUUAUCGCAUCGGUUUAGGUUGGCUCAGAUUAUAUGGAAGCUCGGAUAUUCGAGACACAAUCGUGCUUACGUUUAGGACAUGGGCGAAUGGAAGCGAGGAAGGAGGGCUGUGAUUCUCACCAGGAAUAGUUUCCCAAUUAGAGUAGGGUACCUCUGUUCGUAGCAACCAGCUCCUUGAGUGAAAAAGCGGUGCUGGCUACUUUGAAGUGUUGGAACUGAUUACUGGGAAUAAGGUGAUAGGUGUCUCAAAAUAUUUUCUUUUAAGAACUAAUAAAAAAAUUAUAAUAUUUUUAUUUUUGAAGCAACAGGAUUCAAAAGAAUGCAGAUCGGAAAAAAAAAAUUGUUGAAAUAUUGCCCCCCGUACCCACUCCCUUUUCUUCUGAAAGAUCCUUGCAGCAAGCUAGCCAAUACAAAUGUGAAUGACACUUGAUAUGUAACAAAUUUUAUUUUUUAUUUUAAAGAAAGCUUAGUAAUGUGAACAGGUUUUCUUGUUGCACAGGUGUUGACUGAACAGUUUUGCAUUUUCUGUCACAUUCUGUGUUGUUUGUGUUUAUCAUGUACAGUUUACAUAAUUUUCAGUAUUAGUAUUAGGAAUUAAUUUUGAAAUUAUUUAUAGAAACUUUUUUUAAUAUGUGGUUUAUUCUGAUGUGUGUAUUCAUUACUUCAGUGGUGGUAAGUUUUUCCUACGAGAAAAGUAAAUAUUUGUGUGUUGUAAAAAUAUGAUGUAUUUAUAAAUAAUAUUUCUUCCGAGUAAACUGCAACUAUAUUAGUG